AUGAGGCGCGACCCCAGUGGGGAGGAAUCGCGUGGCGACGUCUAUAUCUGCGACCUCUCGGGCGAGAUCACGGAGUACGAGCUGAGGCAGGUCUUCCAGAAUUACGGCGAGCUGACCUCCCUGGAACACGAUAAGGAGAGCGCCUCCGCAAGAGUCCGGUUUGUGGACUCCAAGGCCGCCGAGGAGGCCCAGGACGUGCUCAACUACGCACUGCUGAAGGGGAGGACCUGCCGCUGCCUCACAACCAGUGUCGCCGAGGUCAUUCGGCAUUCCAUGGAGGGCGGUCAGCGCUUGGUGGUCGAAUGCCUCGACCCGAGCAUCGAGAGCACGGGCCUGCGGGACGUGUGCGGCCUCUUCGGGUCGGUCCUGGACUGCAAGGUGGAGCUGGACGGCGACGAGCGGUCGCGCGGCUUCGGCUUCGUGCACUACGCGGACAUGGAGGGCGCCGAGAAGGCCAUGGAGUUUAUGGAGGGCAUGCAGAUCGGAUCCUCCAGGGUGGAGCUCCGGCUGUACGAACACUCGGACCUUGGCCUCUUCACGGGCUGUUCCUACGUCGUCUCCCAGGAGGCGUCCCGCGAGCAGGCGCGGCUCGCCGCGGCGGAGGAGGAGAGACAAAGGCAGGUGACGACCUUCUGGAAGUCCAUGAAAUACCACCAUGUGGAGGUCGUGGAGGCCGAGGAGGCGAAGCUCCGUAGGCUGAAGGAGCUCAUCCAGAGCUACAGCCCGGACCACGACCGGCAGAUCCUUGUGAUUGCUGGCGCGGCCGGCGUGAAGCCAGCGGUCGAGGUGGUGCGGCAGUGCUGCGAGGACACCGACCACGGCUCCCUGGAGGCGGGCGCCAGCGACCAGGACUUGAGGAUCGCUGCCGAAGGCUUCGCGACCGGCAACCUGUACGUCCUGGUCGCAGCCGCAGACGUCGCCAUGAGAGAUAAUGACCUCGGCAAGGCCGCGAUGCUCGUGAACAUGGAGCUCCCCCGCACCCUGUCGCAGUAUCUCGAGAGGUUGCACAAGAGGGCGCGCAAGGACACGCGCGUGCACAGCUUCUUCUCGUCCCAGGCGGACGCGAGACUGGCGCGGCCGCUGGCGUCGGCGCUGGAGGGCGCCGGGCACGAGGUCCCAGUGGAGAUGGUGGAGGUGCCCUCCGCGGCGGCGCGGUCCCGUGCGCUUGGUUAG
Messenger RNA from Prorocentrum cordatum, 1173 nucleotides. The record is from the annotation of a GenBank genome assembly. Lineage: Eukaryota; Dinophyceae; Prorocentrales; Prorocentraceae.